AGGACUUUACCACCUGUAUAAAAGGGGACCUCUUUCCACUUUGAUUAACGCUUUGACGUUGCUAUCGCGACCAACUCUGUUUUUUACAUCAAAUAUUAAAACUGUGUAAAAUAACAAUCAAAAAUUCAAAAACUCCAAUCAAAUAACAAUUAUUUAUUUAAUAAUUAUAUUGUGUUAAUUAUCAUUUUUAAAAUAUUUUAAUUUGUGUUUAUUGAAAUGAACAUAGAAAACAAUGAUAUUGAUGAUGAUGAUACUACUGGUUCCAAGUAUCAAUUGACAGACCAAAAAUCAUCAACUUCAAAAUUUUCGAAAAAUUUAAUCAUCUCAAAAAUGGCAUGUUGCAGAUGUCGUAAUGAUUCACUCACAAAAGUUGAACCAAAGUCAUUUGAUCCUGAAAUUUCUACGCUCGAUGAAAGCGAAAAUAUAUUUACUGAAAACAGAAAAUCCACAGAUAUUUUUGCUUUAAUUAUUAUCUUAAUAAUUAUUGGAGGUUUUGUAUUUAUAUUAAUAUCAAUUGGAUCGAAAGAAAAUUUUAAUCGUAAUGUUACUAAUGAAACUGAUCAAUGUCCAAAUAUUUGUGGAUGGAUUAAAAAUAAAAAAAUGGAUCCAAAAUAUAAAUGUGAUGGUGCUGAUACACGUCAUCUUCUUGAAAAUUUUUUAAAUCACUGUGUUCCAAAACAAGUGACUGAUCGUGCAAAUUAUAUUAUAAAAACUCUUGGUUUAGAAACAUUUUUUUAUGAAAUAUCAAGUGAUUUAAAAAUUGCAUGGAGAGAAUUGAUGUAUCUACUUUUAGUUAUUUUAGGUAUUUCACUUGGAAUGUUAAUUGCAUUUAGAUACAUUGUACAAUAUGUUACAUAUUUUGUUUUAAGUGGUACUGUUGCUGUAUCAAGUGGUGGCACAAUUUAUUUCUGGCUUGCAUGGCAUCAUGAAAAAACAGCAGUAAUGAUUGGUUCGAUAAAACAAAACAAUUCAAGUACAACAUCAUAUUUUAUUUAUGCAAUAUUAAUGUCAAUUGUUGCAAUAAUAAUGAUACUUGUUAUAUUUGUAUUGAGAAAAAGAAUUGCACUUGUUAUACAAUUAUUUCAUGAAGCUGGUAAAGCUGUUUAUUCAAUGCCUGCAUUGUUACUUCAACCUGUAUAUACUUAUAUUUUAAUUGGUGUAUCAUUUAUUGGUCUUUGGAUGACAAGUCUUUGGAUUGAAAAUACUGGUGAAUUACAUGCAAAUAAUUUAAAUCAACUUGAAUAUAAAAAAGAUACAUUACUCAUUAUAGCAAGAUGGUACAGCAUUUUUAUGUUUUUUAUUUUGGUGGAAUUUUAUCUUGGUUGUCAGCAUAUGAUUGUUGCUGGUGCUGUUGCACGUUGGUUUUUUACCAGAAAUAAAAAAAAACUAUCAUUGGUUGUUAGUAAAAGUACAUAUUACUUGUUUCGUUUUCAUCUUGGUACUGUUGCAUUUGGUACUCUUGUUUUAAGUAUUGUAAGAAUGUUACUUGCAAUUGUAACAUUUAUACAAAAUCGUUUAAAUGGAUAUGAUAAUAAAUUUAUCAAAGGAAUUAUUUGGUGUUGUCAAUGUUGGAUAUUUUUAUUUGAAUGUACACUUAAAUAUGUUACGAGAAAUGCUUAUAUUGAAACUGCAAUUUAUGGAUGUGAUUUUUGUACUGGAGGAAAAAAAGCAUUUAGAGCAAUAUCAGAUAAUAUUUUAAGAGAAGCUGUUAUAAAUAGUGUUGGUGAUUUUAUUUUAUUUUUAGGAAAAAUAUUUGUCGUUGCAGUGACAAUUGUCGUUGGUGUUUAUUUAAUUCAGAAAAAAAGUGGGCUUUAUCAUCCAUGGGUUACUAUUUUUAUAGCUGGAUUAUUUGCAUUUUUAAUUGCCCACUGUUUUAUUUCAAUUUACGAGAUGAUUAUUGAUACAAUUUUCAUAUGUUUUUGUGAAGAUUGUUCUACAAAUGAUGGAAUAAGUAGACCGUAUUACAUGAGUAGAGGAUUAAUGGAAUUUGUUGAGAACAGCAAUAAAGUACUUGGUCAUUUGAAUAAUCAAUCAUUAAGAUACUGAAAUAUCGAAAAAUACAGAAAAAUUAGU
Molecule: messenger RNA, 2073 nt
Organism: Aphidius gifuensis
Lineage: Eukaryota; Metazoa; Arthropoda; Insecta; Hymenoptera; Braconidae
Product: choline transporter-like protein 1
Exons: 14
Coding region: 217-2046 (609 amino acids)
Biological process (GO): transmembrane transport
Cellular component (GO): membrane
Molecular function (GO): transmembrane transporter activity
Source: RefSeq, a predicted model, not a curated record